CGUUUCAUGGCGAAUAACAGCACAGGCUAAUGGCGAGCUAGCGUCUCUCCCCCUCUCACCUGCCGUUAAAGUCUGAAGAAUAUAGUAUGCAGCAGCCUUUGAAAAAGUCCCAGAAAGAGUUUACAUAAUGGAAACGCGGGGGAUUGAUCAGAUGUUCGACUUCCAGCGGUUACCAAAUGAUCGCUUCAUCCUGCUGCUGUUGCUGCUGUACUCCCCUGUUGGCGUGUGUUUGAUGCUACUGCGAAUAUUUAUUGGUGUCCAUGUGUUUCUAGUGAGUUGUGCACUACCUGACAGUAUUGUCAGAAGGUUCAUAGUGAGGAUCAUGUGUUCAGUGCUGGGUCUGCAUGUCCGGCAGAAUAGCCCACACUUGCGGGACAAAACCUCCCAACUUUACAUCUGCAAUCACGUUACACAUUUCGACCACAAUAUUAUCAACCUUCUGACCUCCUGCAACACGCCACUGCUGGAGGGCCCUGUGGGGUUCUUGUGCUGGGCGAGGGGUUUUAUGGAGCUGGGUCAGGGUGUACAGAGCAGGACGGAGCUGAUGGAGACCCUCCGCAGGUAUUGUUCAUCUCCUGCCACUUUGCCCCUACUGCUCUUUCCAGAGGAGGACACCACCAAUGGCCGAACCGGUCUCCUCAAGUUCAGCUCUUGGCCUUUCUCUGUGUCUGACGCCAUCCAGCCUGUGGCAUUACUGGUGAAGAGGCCUUUCAUAGCUUUGAACACACCAGAAUCCUCAUGGCUGACAGAGCUGCUAUGGACCUUUUUUGUACCAUUCACCGAGUACCAUGUAAGAUGGCUUCCACCAUUGUCUAAAGAAGAUGGUGAAUCCCAUCAAGAAUUUGCCAGCAAAGUACAAGAGCUGCUGGCCACGGAGCUGGGUGUGAUCUCCACACAGAUAACUAAAGCAGACAAAGCCGAGCAUAUCAAAAGGAAAAGACACACUGCAGCUCAGAAUGCACAUUCAAGUAAGAACGGAUUCAAUGAUUUGGGUGCCAGACCUCGCACAAUGGCACAGGGUUUCCUGGCCACAAAUGCAGGAGCUGAAGACUCACGAGUAGCAUGUAUGGCACAGCAGGUGAAAGAGGUGCUGCCUGACAUCCCGUUACCGGUCAUCACAAGAGAUCUGUUGCUGACCAACUGUGUGGACACAACCAUAACCAACCUCCUGGAGCAUACUGAACAGUUCAGCUCGGAGGCGGCUGCGGGCACACCUACAGCCAAACAAACAUCUUCCUCCACCCCAUCUGUAACAGCGAUGAGGGAGAUUGUGCACUUACAGGCUGGACAGUGCGGCAACCAGAUUGGUGCUAAGUUCUGGGAAGUCAUUAGUGACGAGCAUGGAAUUGACCCGACUGGCAGUUACCAUGGCGACAGUGACCUUCAGCUGGACCGAAUUAAUGUUUAUUAUAACGAAGCCUCAGGUGGAAAGUAUGUUCCACGUGCUGUGCUGGUGGAUUUGGAGCCUGGUACGAUGGACUCUGUGAGGUCUGGUCCAUUUGGUCAGAUCUUCAGACCAGAUAACUUUGUUUUUGGCCAGAGCGGUGCUGGAAACAACUGGGCUAAGGGCCACUAUACUGAAGGAGCUGAGCUGGUUGACUCCGUUUUAGAUGUGGUUCGGAAAGAGGCAGAGAGCUGUGACUGUCUGCAGGGCUUCCAGCUCACUCACUCCUUGGGUGGAGGCACAGGGUCCGGUAUGGGCACCCUCCUCAUUAGCAAAAUCCGUGAGGAGUAUCCUGACCGUAUCAUGAACACCUUCAGCGUGGUGCCCUCACCUAAAGUCUCAGACACUGUGGUCGAGCCCUACAACGCCACACUGUCUGUCCAUCAGCUGGUGGAAAACACAGACGAAACCUACUGCAUCGAUAAUGAAGCCCUUUACGACAUCUGCUUCCGCACUCUCAAACUCACAACGCCCACAUAUGGUGACCUCAACCAUCUCGUCUCCGCCACCAUGAGUGGUGUCACUACCUGCUUGAGGUUCCCCGGCCAGUUGAACGCAGAUCUUCGUAAACUGGCGGUGAACAUGGUGCCCUUCCCUCGCCUUCACUUCUUCAUGCCCGGUUUCGCUCCUCUGACCAGCAGGGGCAGCCAACAGUACCGUGCCCUGACUGUUCCUGAACUCACCCAGCAGAUGUUUGAUGCCAAGAACAUGAUGGCUGCUUGCGACCCCCGUCACGGCCGCUACCUGACCGUCGCCGCCGUCUUCCGUGGCCGCAUGUCCAUGAAGGAGGUGGACGAGCAGAUGCUCAACGUUCAGAACAAGAACAGCAGCUACUUUGUCGAAUGGAUCCCCAACAACGUCAAGACCGCCGUCUGCGACAUUCCACCCCGUGGGCUCAAAAUGGCCGCCACCUUCAUUGGCAACAGCACUGCUAUCCAGGAGCUGUUCAAGAGAAUCUCAGAGCAGUUCACAGCCAUGUUCAGGCGCAAGGCUUUCCUGCAUUGGUACACAGGAGAAGGUAUGGACGAGAUGGAGUUCACCGAGGCGGAGAGCAACAUGAACGACCUGGUGUCUGAGUACCAGCAGUACCAGGACGCCACCGCCGAGGAGGAAGGCGAGUUUGAGGAGGAGGGUGAAGAAGAGCUUGCUUAAGUCAACCAGUCGGUUUUGUUUAAUGUCCUCUCUUCCUUUUUUCUAAUCUUGUCACUUCAUUUUGUGUUUCUUGCUGUAUUUCCUGUCACUUAAUACCUUUUUAGUUGUACCUUUUUCAUGUUAAUGUUAAUAAAAACUAAUAUUAGAAUGUGA
Molecule: messenger RNA, 2749 nt
Organism: Carassius carassius (crucian carp)
Lineage: Eukaryota; Metazoa; Chordata; Actinopteri; Cypriniformes; Cyprinidae
Product: tubulin beta-4B chain-like
Exons: 14
Coding region: 128-2596 (822 amino acids)
Biological process (GO): microtubule cytoskeleton organization; mitotic cell cycle
Cellular component (GO): membrane; microtubule; cytoplasm
Molecular function (GO): GTPase activity; ubiquitin binding; GTP binding
Source: RefSeq, a predicted model, not a curated record